Molecule: messenger RNA, 4367 nt
Organism: Malania oleifera
Lineage: Eukaryota; Viridiplantae; Streptophyta; Magnoliopsida; Santalales; Ximeniaceae
Product: carbamoyl-phosphate synthase large chain, chloroplastic-like
Exons: 4
Coding region: 328-3927 (1199 amino acids)
Biological process (GO): L-glutamine metabolic process
Cellular component (GO): cytoplasm
Molecular function (GO): metal ion binding; ATP binding
Source: RefSeq, a predicted model, not a curated record
AAAACCCUAUCUUUGAUUCCAACUAUCAUGCUGCAGUACCUUAUCAGCGCAACCUUCCUUCUCUGUGAUACGAAUAAACGCCGACAGGAUUCUUCGAAUCAUAGUAUCUCCUUUUGCUGAUCCUAAUUUCCCUAUAAAAUGAUAAAAAAUUUUCGUUUUCAUUUUCUUGCUAACCAGAACGGGACUAAGGAUUGGGGAGCCCAAGAGUCCCACUCAAGACGACUGCCACUAGCUCCCAGGAAAGGGGGCGGCCCAGCUCGACCAUCUCCAUCUCAAAUUUUCCGAGAAUUUGUGAAACCCUAGUGAGCUCACCCUGCUUCCUCUAAAAUGGGUUUUUGUGUGAAUCAUUGUGACAGUUUAAUUGGUAGUUUUUCUUUGUCUCUGUCGCAAUCCGUACCUUGUUCGUUGAGAUCCGCCCGUUUUCGUCCCUUCUUUUACUCCAAGAAACGCAGAACAAGGAAGAGCACUGCGUCUUUAACCCUCCAAUCGUGGCCCUAUUUCGGGCGUAAUGUGAAGUUUGGCCAUGGAGUGAACUCGGUAAGAAACGAGCAAGGCAUUUCCACUGCUAAGAGAGACUUUUCACGGAAUGGAGGUUUUGGCGAAACGCCAAAGGGAAAAAGAAUUGACUUGAAGAAGAUUAUGAUCCUUGGGGCAGGUCCCAUAGUCAUCGGGCAAGCUUGCGAAUUUGAUUACUCGGGUACUCAAGCAUGUAAGGCCCUCAAGGAAGAAGGGUAUGAAGUUGUGCUCAUAAACUCGAACCCUGCAACGAUCAUGACCGACCCCGAUAUGGCAGAUAGGACUUACAUUGCUCCGAUGACAUCUGAGUUGGUGGAGCAAGUGCUUGAGAAAGAGAGACCCAAUGCUUUGCUGCCCACCAUGGGUGGGCAGACAGCGCUUAAUCUUGCAGUAGCAUUGGCUGAAAGUGGCGCACUUGAGAAGUAUGGUGUUGAGUUGAUUGGAGCAAAGCUUGAUGCUAUCAAGAAAGCAGAGGAUAGGGAUUUGUUUAAGCAAGCUAUGCAGAACAUUGGGAUUAAGACUCCUCCUUCGGGUAUUGGGACGAAUCUUGAUGAGUGUAUUGAGAUUGCAAAUUCCAUAGGGGAGUUUCCUUUGAUCAUUCGGCCAGCAUUCACGCUGGGAGGAACUGGAGGUGGGAUUGCGUACAACAAAGAGGAGUUUGAGUCAAUUUGCAAAUCAGGGCUUGCAGCGAGCUUAACGUCACAGGUUUUAGUGGAGAAAUCUUUAUUAGGUUGGAAAGAGUAUGAGCUUGAGGUUAUGAGGGACUUGGCAGACAAUGUGGUUAUUAUAUGUUCAAUUGAGAACAUUGACCCAAUGGGGAUCCACACUGGUGACUCGAUCACUGUUGCCCCUGCACAGACCUUGACAGACAAAGAAUACCAGCGCCUCAGAGAUUACUCAAUUGCUAUCAUAAGGGAAAUUGGAGUUGAAUGUGGUGGUUCAAACGUGCAGUUUGCUGUCAAUCCUAAAGAUGGGGAGGUGAUGGUAAUUGAGAUGAAUCCAAGAGUCUCUAGGUCCUCUGCUCUGGCUUCCAAGGCAACUGGUUUUCCAAUUGCAAAGAUGGCUGCCAAGUUAUCAGUUGGUUACUCGUUGGAUCAGAUACCUAAUGACAUCACCAAGAAAACACCGGCUAGUUUUGAGCCUUCUAUUGAUUAUGUGGUGACAAAGAUACCUCGGUUUGCAUUUGAGAAAUUCCCAGGCUCUCAAUCAAUAUUGACAACACAAAUGAAAUCUGUUGGUGAAUCCAUGGCUCUUGGUCGCACAUUCCAAGAAUCCUUUCAGAAAGCAGUUCGUUCACUGGAAUGUGGGUACUCUGGAUGGGGUUGCUCACAGAUAAAGGGGCCGGAAUGGGAUUGGGACCAGUUGAAGUACAGCUUACGGGUGCCUAGCCCAGAUCGCAUCCACGCUGUGUAUGCUGCAAUGAAGAAGGGGAUGAAAAUAGAUGAUAUUCAUGAGCUAAGUUACAUUGACAAAUGGUUUCUCACUCAGCUUAAGGAGCUGGUAGAUGUUGAACAAUUUCUUUUGGCUCGGAGUUUGUCAGAUCUGACAAAGGAGGAUUUGUUUGAAGUGAAGAGGAGAGGUUUCAGUGAUAAACAAAUUGCUUUUGCAACUAAAUCCACUGAGAGUGAAGUUCGGUUGAAGCGGUUGUCCCUUGGUGUUACACCAGCAUAUAAACGGGUUGAUACCUGUGCUGCAGAGUUUGAGGCCAAUACUCCCUAUAUGUACUCUUCUUAUGAGUUUGAGUGUGAAUCAACUCCCACCCAAAGGAAGAAGGUUUUAAUUCUAGGUGGAGGGCCAAAUCGGAUUGGUCAGGGAAUUGAAUUUGACUACUGUUGUUGCCAUACAUCCUUUGCACUUCAGAAUGCUGGGUAUGAGACAAUUAUGAUGAAUUCAAAUCCUGAGACCGUAUCUACAGAUUAUGAUACGAGCGAUCGUCUGUACUUUGAACCACUGACACUAGAAGAUGUUCUGAACAUAAUAGACUUGGAGCGACCCGAUGGCAUUAUUGUUCAAUUUGGAGGUCAAACCCCUCUGAAGCUUGCUCUUCCCAUCCAGCGCUACUUAGAUGAGCAAAAGCCUCUAUGUGCUAGUGGAACUGGGCUUGUUCAUAUUUGGGGUACAUCACCUGAUUCAAUUGAUGCUGCUGAGGAUAGAGAGAGGUUCAAUGUAAUCCUAAAGGAACUGGAAAUUGAACAGCCAAAAGGGGGGAUUGCCAAGAGUGAACCUGAUGCUCUCACCAUUGCUAUGGACAUAGGUUAUCCAGUUGUUGUUAGGCCAUCCUAUGUCUUGGGUGGCAGAGCAAUGGAGAUUGUGUAUGAUGACGAAAAGCUUGUGACCUACCUUAAAAACGCUGUUCAGGUGGACCCUGAACGUCCUGUAUUGAUUGACAAGUAUUUAUCUGAUGCUGUUGAGAUUGAUGUUGAUGCACUUGCUGAUUCAUGUGGUAAUGUGGUAAUAGGAGGGAUCAUGGAGCAUAUUGAGCAGGCUGGGGUCCACUCUGGUGAUUCAGCUUGCUCCAUUCCUACAAAAACCAUCCCUUCUUCUUGCUUGGACACAAUUAGGUCAUGGACUACAAAGUUGGCAAAAAAGCUGAAAGUAUGUGGACUAAUGAACUGCCAGUAUGCAAUCACUGCUUCUGGGGAGGUUUUUUUGCUUGAGUCUAACCCUCGCGCGUCGCGUACGGUCCCAUUUGUGUCCAAGGCAAUUGGGUACCCAUUGGCUAAAUAUGCUUCCCUUGUCAUGUCGGGGAAGUCUCUCCAUGACUUAAAUUUCACCAAAGAAGUCAUCCCCGGACAUGUAUCAGUCAAGGAAGCUGUUCUUCCAUUUGAGAAAUUCCAAGGGUGUGAUGUGUUGCUAGGUCCUGAGAUGCGGAGCACUGGUGAGGUGAUGGGCAUUGAUUAUGAAUUCUCAAUUGCAUUUGCCAAAGCUCAAAUUGCUGCUGGGCAGAAGCUUCCGCUCUUCGGCACAGUGUUCCUCAGCUUGAAUGACUUGACGAAGCCCCAUCUUGCUACACUUGCCGAAGCCUUUUUGGGGCUUGGAUUCAGGAUCGUAUCAACUUCUGGGACAGCGCAUGUUCUUGAAUUGGAAGGUAUCCCUGUGGAAAGAGUGCUGAAAAUGCAUGAAGGGCGGCCACAUGCUGGUGAUAUGAUUGCUAAUGGGCGGAUCCAAUUGAUGAUUAUCACUAGUUCUGGUGACACACUUGACCAGAUUGAUGGGCGGAAACUUAGGAGGAUGGCUCUUGCUUACAAGGUCCCUAUCAUAACGACAGUUGCUGGAGCUUUGGCUAGUGUUGAAGCAAUAAGGAGCUUGAAGGGAAGCUCUGUCAAGAUGAUUGCCCUUCAAGACUUUUUUGAUGUUGAGAGGGAAAAAAGUAAUAGUAAAACCUUGCAGUCAGCCUCAUCCUCUCUUUAAACUUGACUAGGUAUUUCAGGAAAGAAAAAUGACCCAAGGAAGUUUGAAGAAUGUUAAAAGAUGAUCAAGAUUACUGUUAUUUCUUUCUACAAAACAGAACAAUUUUAGUUCAAAAGAUAGAAUAGGUUCAUCUUUAAGUUUCCCCAUUUCCAAGGCACAUGUGGUCAUCUCCUGUGCCCAGUUUGGGGGCCUAGUGCGGUGAUAAAGUAGGCUGAGCGGAGUAGACUCCGCAUCUUGAUAAGUGAUCUAGGUUGCCUACCCAAAGGUGCAGUGUUGGAUCUUGAGACGUCAAUUUGUUCAUUUAUUGAUUCCAUUGGUAUCAUUCAACAGCUGGUCGCUAACAUGCCUACAAUAGUAUAUAUAGCCGAUGCUUCAUUGCUUCAUUUGGCACUAUUGUCUUUUGCUCUAGUUAUGUAAUAUAAAUGAGAACUUGUUAUUGA